AUGCAGGAGCGCGGCGAGAUGCAGUACUUUCUUAAGGAAGAUUAUUACGUCGUGGAGGAGUUAUACCUAUGUUUACAAGGUGAUAUCAAGGACGCGCUCGCUGUUGCCGCUCUCACACAUGUUCAAGGAACAAGUUCGCUGGAUAUCACGAUGUUCGAAGCUGUGCAACAACAUGUCAAGUUACCUGCUAUUGUUUUACCUGUGUUUUCGAAUAACUAUGAAGAGUGGCCGACGUUUCACGACUUGUUUACGUCGUUAGUACAUAACAACACGAGUCUUAGUAAGGUUCAGAAACUGCACUAUUUAAAGUCAAGUAUCGCCGGUGAAGCCGCUGCCUUAUUGAAGCAUGUUACGAUUACAGAACAAAAUUAUGAGUUAGCCUGGGAGACUUUAAAGCAAAGGUAUGGUAAUAAGAGGUUAAUUGUGAACUCCCUUUUGAAGAGAUUGUUUAAUCAAAAGAAGACUACUACGCAAACAUCUACUCAAAUAAAACAUCUACUGGACACUACGACGCAAUGUUUGAAUGAUUUACAAAAUCUUCAAGUGAAUAUUAACGAGUGGGAUCCGUUCAUAAUAUACCUGGUAGUGAACCGACUCGACAACGAAACUCAUAAGGAUUGGGAGGAACAUGCCUACAGUUUAAGUGCGGACCAGUUGCCCAAGUGGACUGAUUUAAAGAAAUAUCUCGAGUCGAAGUUUCGCACGUUAGAACUAGUUAACCCUGUCACGGCUACCGUACCUAAAGAAGCAAAAUCAAUUAAGGAGAAGUCUUACCAUGUAACAAUACCAUCGAAAAGCUGUGUUUUAUGUAGGGAUGAACACACUUUAUGUCACUGUCAAGAGUUCACGAAAAUGUCACCUGUGGAGAGAAUUGACUAUGUGAAGAAAACUAAAUUAUGCUUCAACUGUCUUCUUCCUGGACAUUCUGCAUCACGAUGUCGUCUUUCCUUUUCAUGUCGUAUAUGCAAAAAGAGGCAUCACACCAUGAUACACCAAGAGCAGAAUAAGGAGUCAGUGAAAACUCAAGCUCACCACAGUCAGCUUACACACCACGAAGAAGACCCGCAGAACGAUGAAGAAGUAGAAGUGGUGGAAAUUUCGUGUAACUUUGCCUGCAAGAAAUCCAAAGGCCUGCUAGCGACGGCAAUGAUAUCCAUUAGGGACGACGAAGGUCACGUGACUCCCCUUCGUUGUUUAAUUGAUCCAGGGUCAGAGUCAAGCUUUUUAAGCGAACGCGCAGCACAAGCUCUGCGAGUCAAGAGGUCACCUGUGAGAGGAACUGUUACCGGUGUCGGCGACCUCCAGAUCAAGAUCAACAGCGCAGCACAUGUUCAAAUAUUGUCAAAUCAAGAUGACAGUUUCCAGCUAGAUGUCAAGGCUUAUAUAAUGCCCUCAAAGCUCACAUCACAACUACCAUCAAGGAAGAUAAAGUAUGACCCACAAGUCUGGUCACACAUACAAGGACUCACUCUGGCUGAUCCUAAGUUCCACCAGCCAGGGCGAGUAGACAUGCUACUUGGUGUAAAAGUGUAUGCACAAAUACUAGAAGGAAAGGUUAAGAAAGGUCCACCUGGCACUCCAUGCGCUCAAGAAACAAGCCUAGGUUGGAUAAUAUUCGGAGACGUAGAAGGCACAGCAGACACUUUACAAGAAACCAUAGUUGUGAUGCAUCAUCAGGUCGACGUAGACGACAUGUUAAAGGCAUUUUGGGAGAUAGACACUACAGAUACAAAGAAGAGUCUCACGAAAGAAGAAGAAAGGUGUGAAAUGAUUUACAAGGAGACGCAUACAAGAAACGAAGAAGGAAGAUACAUAGACAUACAAGAGACAUCGCCAUGCUGA
This is a messenger RNA of Cydia amplana, 1842 nucleotides long. RefSeq lists its product as uncharacterized. Lineage: Eukaryota; Metazoa; Arthropoda; Insecta; Lepidoptera; Tortricidae. The record is from RefSeq and is a predicted model, not a curated record. The coding region runs from base 1 to 1842 and encodes 613 amino acids. The transcript has 2 exons.